CCUUUGUGGACUUUCAUUGAUUCACGACUGUUCAGUUUGAGCGUAUCAGAAUGCAGAAGCUUGAAUUUCUAUUGCUGCUAUUCUUAGCAACCUUCCCCAUCACUUUUUCCAUCACUGAUGGUCUGCUUCCCAAUGGCAACUUCGAGCUUGGUCCUAAGCCAUCACAACUGAAGGGCAAAGUAGUCACAGCUCGCGACGCCAUACCCGAAUGGACCAUUUCUGGGUUCGUUGAAUACAUAAGAUCAGGCCACAAACAAGGUGACAUGAUGGUGAUUGUGCCUGAGGGAGACUCUGCUGUGAGGCUUGGAAAUGAAGCUUCCAUUAUGCAGAAAGUGAAGCUUGUGAAGGGAAUGUACUACUCCAUAACGUUCAGUGCAGGUCGUACGUGUGCACAAGACGAGAAGAUUAACGUAUCUGUCACUCCCACGAGUGAAAAGAGGAACUGGGGCGUGUUUCCCAUUCAAACAGUGCAUAGUAGCCAUGGAUGGGAUUUUUAUGCUUGUGGGUUCAAAGCAGAUCACCCAGAAGUGGAGAUUGUCAUCCACAAUACUGGUGGGGACGAACAUCCUGCUUGUGGACCUGUUAUUGACUCUGUUGCCUUGGCGGUCUUGAACCAUUCUAAGAGAACAAAUGGGAAUUUGCUGAAAAAUGGGGACUUUGAGGACGGUCCAUAUGUGUUCCCAAACACAAAUUGUGGGGUCCUGAUCCCACCCAACAUGGAUGAUCCUCACAGCCCUUUACCAGGAUGGAUAGUAGAGUCUCUCAAGUCUGUGAAGUACCUAGACUCUGAUCACUUCUCUGUGCCUAAGGGCAAAAGAGCCAUUGAGUUUGUUGCAGGAAAAGAGAGUGCCAUUGCACAAAUUGUCAGAACACAGACUGGCAAGAUUUAUGAUCUGUCAUUUGCUGUGGGCGACGCAAACAACGCUUGUGAAGGCUCCAUGACUGUGGAGGCAUUUGUAGGCACAGAAACUGUGAAGGUUUCUUAUGAUUCGAAGGGCAAAGGAGGGUUCACAAGAGGGAGGCUUCGGUUUAAGGCAGUGUCCUCUCGCACUCGCAUCACCUUCUUUAGCUCAUUUUAUAGCAUGAAGAUUGAUGGCUCGCUUUGUGGACCUGUUCUUGAUGAUGUCAAAUUGUUGAGUGUUCGUUAUCUUAGACAUCCUUAAUUGUAUUAACUGUGAAUCUUGAGGUGUUUCACUUUCAAAAGCUCACCAAUUAGCCUAUGAUAUAUACUUCGUUAUAGCCUUCCAAAAUUCUUGUGAUAAUUGUG
Messenger RNA from Neltuma alba, 1267 nucleotides. RefSeq lists its product as uncharacterized. The transcript is spliced from 3 exons. The coding region runs from base 51 to 1163 and encodes 370 amino acids. The record is from RefSeq and is a predicted model, not a curated record. Lineage: Eukaryota; Viridiplantae; Streptophyta; Magnoliopsida; Fabales; Fabaceae.